This is a messenger RNA of Chelonus insularis, 2139 nucleotides long. RefSeq names its product Jumonji domain containing 5 (gene JMJD5). Bases 391 to 1629 code for a protein of 412 amino acids. The transcript is spliced from 8 exons. Lineage: Eukaryota; Metazoa; Arthropoda; Insecta; Hymenoptera; Braconidae. The record is from RefSeq and is a predicted model, not a curated record. Gene Ontology annotation, cellular component: nucleus. Gene Ontology annotation, molecular function: histone H3K36 demethylase activity.
UUUAGACGGAUUAUUGACGAGCUACAAUCAAAACACUAGAAGAGUAAAAUUUGAGGUUACACGGGAAAUUAUUUAUUUAAAGUUAUUUUAAGCUAUUAUUAAUUAGAAAUUAUUAUACAGGUAAUUAUUUUAUACGGGAAAUUAAUUAUUUCAAGUUUGUGAACCAGCUUAGAAACAAUUUGUGCGCAUGCGCCAAAAAUUUCCCGGUAUAACCUCCAACCGUAGUUGACAAAACAUAUAGACUUAUUUAAAAGAAAACUAAAUUACAGAAUUUAUUCAAAUGCUCACUAUUAUCGAAGUAAAAUAAUAUGUUUUUUGUCAAUACAUAUAUAAAUUAUUAUUUACAAUGCAAUAAUAUCUAUAGAGAGAAUUCUAAAUAACGAGAUAAAAAUGUCUCUAGCACCAUUAAUUACAAAAGGAUUUCCUUGGGAUGAUAUAUUGAACAUUUGUAACGACCAACUGCAUCCAGAAAUAAAAGCUCACAUUGUACCUUUGUACAAACAAUUGCAUAAAUAUCUUGAUAAAAAUGAAAAACCAUCAAAAAGCUGGAUCGAAUGUAGGCUCAUAAGAAUUGAUGCUUGCCUGUAUAGAAUCUGGGAAGAUUUAAAUACCGGACAUUGGAAAAAUGUUCCGAUCCAGCAUCGAUAUUCGUAUACAAUUUGUAGUAUCGUGAAGUCUAUUGUGCUAGAAAUUUAUUCUGAUUAUGAUGGGAUAGAAAAAAAUGAAAAAAUCAAAGAAGUUGCCCAACAAGUUGAUAAAGGUCUUCUUCUGGGAGCUCCUUUGGAAAACUUUCCAAAUUUAUUAACCGACAUAGCAUCUCGAAUAAAUGAAUAUCUUUCUCAUGAUGUUUCUAAAGCUACUGAAACUUUGUUCGAAGACACUGGAGACCGUCUACCAAAAGAACUUCUCCAAAAUUGUAUCUGGGUAAAGCGUUAUAAAACACCUUCUUUGGAAACAUUUCAUAGAGAAGUGUUUGCAUUAACUCCUGCUAUUCUAGAAGGAUGCAUGGAUCAUUGGAGAGCUUUAACAUUAUGGAAAGAUCCAAAUUAUUUAAUAAAAGUAGCUGGAACAAGAACAGUGCCGAUAGAAAUAGGAUCAUCGUACACAGAAGAAGACUGGUCGCAACAACUUCUUACUUUGAAAGACUUUAUUCAAUUACAUGUAAAAGGAACUCCGGAAAAAGUUGGAUAUUUAGCUCAACAUCAGUUGUUCGAACAAAUUCCAGAUUUAAAAGAAGAUUUUUCAAUACCUGAUUAUUGUUGUUUUGGAGACAAUGCUGAUAAUGCACCUGUUGAUAUCAACGCUUGGUUCGGUCCUAAAGGAACAAUAUCUCCAUUACAUUGUGAUCCAAGGGAUAAUUUAUUGUGUCAGGUAUUUGGGUGCAAAAAAAUUAUUCUAUAUCAUCCGAAUGAUCGAGAGUACUUGUAUCCUUAUGCCACUAGAUUAUUAUGUAACACAGCUGGGGUUGAUCCACUUAAUCCAGAUUAUGAGAAAUUCCCUAAGUUUAAAAAUGCUAAAGGAUUUAUGUGUUAUCUUGAACCAGGAGAAAUGUUAUAUAUUCCUCCUGGCUGGUGGCAUCAUGUUGUCAGUCUUUCACCAAGUUUUUCAAUAAGUUUCUGGUGGAAUUAAUAUUUUUAGAAUAAAUGAUUACAUGGACCAAAGAAGUAUCUUUAUUAAAAGUUUAAGAGGUAUCGUCCUUAAAUUUAUCGUAUAAUUAUAUGUUGACUAAAAUUGGCAAUUUUAAUUGUUAUAUAGAAUAUUUUCCAUGUGACUUGAGAUCGAAAAUGAAAGAAAUGUAUACUUCAACGUGUGCUAAAAAUACUUAAACGACUUAUGUCUUCAGUAUAGGACGUAUAUACAAGAACAUAUAUACAUGAAAGUCGUCAAUUUCAAUGUAAAAUUUAUAAUUUUAUAACAAUGGCAGAGACUAUAUAUCCACCAAUUAUAAAACUUGAGGUAAGAACAUCUAGAACACAUAGUAAUCCAUAAUUGAUUUUAAAUGAUUGUACACUUUUUUCACUGAUUCUCUCAUGAGCUUUUAACCUUGCUAAUGAUUUUAAAUUUAUCUUACAAUCAUUUUUUCAUUCAUAAAAUCGUUGAUUUUUUAGUGAAAAUAUUAUUCUUAAGCCUAAAAAUAAU